Messenger RNA from Emiliania huxleyi CCMP1516, 1413 nucleotides. Its product is annotated as putative Lipoyl synthase. Gene Ontology annotation, molecular function: lipoate synthase activity; 4 iron, 4 sulfur cluster binding. Gene Ontology annotation, biological process: lipoate biosynthetic process. The coding region runs from base 66 to 1088 and encodes 340 amino acids. The record is from RefSeq and is a predicted model, not a curated record. Gene Ontology annotation, cellular component: mitochondrion. Lineage: Eukaryota; Haptophyta; Isochrysidales; Noelaerhabdaceae. The transcript has 11 exons.
CAAGAGCUCCACCCUGGAGACAUCCACCCCGAAGCGGACGGUUCCGCACACUUUUGCCGACCCCGAUGCUCGCCCUCUGCCAACAAGCCCUCGCGCUCCGCUGCGGCCCGCCCAUGCUGUCCACCGCUCGGCCGACGCCGGAGCCCGCUGCCGCCGCAGCGGCGGACGGCGGAGCAGUGCUGCAAGGGGAAGCUGCCAAGCAGUGGCUUGCUGAGCGCGGCAUCGUCCGGCACGACAUGGCGCCGCAGGACCACGACCGCGCGGGGUACCGCUCGGAGCCCGUGCGUCCCAAGGUUGGCGGGGACAUGCCGGACGGGCCGCGGCCGGGCUGGUUCCACGUGCCAGCGCCGGGCGGCUCGGAGACGCGGUACGCGGAGCUCAAGGAGUCGCUAGAGGCGCGGCGCGCGGACGCAGGCGGCACCAAGCUGGCCACCGUGUGCGAGGAGGCCCAGUGCCCGAACAUUGGCGAGUGCUGGAACGGAGGCACUGCCACGAUAAUGCUGCUCGGCGACACCUGCACGCGAGGCUGCAAGUUUUGCGCCGUCAAGACGGACGCGGCGCCCGAGCCUCCGGACGAGACGGAGCCGUGGAACACCGCCGACGCGGUUGCGAACUGGGGCGUCGACUACAUCGUCCUCACAUCGGUCGACAGAGAUGCCUCCCCGACGGCGGGGCAGAGGCCGGAGCUCCGCGUCGAGUGCCUCGUCUCCGACUUCGCUGGCGACGCAGCCGCAGUCAGGACGCUCGCCCGCUCCGGGCUCGACGUGUUCGCGCACAACGUGGAGACGGUGGAGCGGCUGCAGCCGAUGGUGCGGGACAGGCGCGCAAGCUACGCCCAGUCCCUCUCCGUCCUCCGCCGCGCCAAAGACUUCGGCAACUGCGACGGCCGGCGCGUCUACACAAAGACGUCAAUCAUGCUCGGUCUGGGCGAGACGGCAGAGGAGGUGCUGCGGACGAUGCGCGACCUGCGCGAAGCAGACGUCGACGUGCUCACCUUUGGCCAGUACCUGCGCCCGACUGAGAGGCACCUCGCCGUGGUCGAGUACGUGACGCCGGAGCAGUUUGACUACUUCCGGAGAGAGGGAUGAUGGACGAGGACGACGAGCGCGUCGCGGAGCAGCAGCAGCAGCAGCAGCAGCAGCAGCAGCUCGACGGUGAGGUCGAGGAGCGAGCGCUUGGCAGGCGGUCCUCAGACAACCUCGACAACCGCACCCCCGCAGCCGCAGCCGCAGAGGCGCGGGAGCAGCGCCCGCAGCCGCAGUGGAACCCGGAACUUCCGUAAAGGCACAGUGAUUCAUGCACGCGUGGGCGGCAAUGCUCGCGCCGCGGAGGCAGUUGCGCUCCCGCGUCCCGGCGACGGGGACGCGCCGUGUCGCGUGUGCCAGCCACUUCUGUUAGAAAUUUGCAAACAUG